Molecule: messenger RNA, 3289 nt
Organism: Oncorhynchus keta (chum salmon)
Lineage: Eukaryota; Metazoa; Chordata; Actinopteri; Salmoniformes; Salmonidae
Product: sodium-dependent lysophosphatidylcholine symporter 1-B-like
Exons: 14
Coding region: 1106-2689 (527 amino acids)
Biological process (GO): carbohydrate transport
Cellular component (GO): membrane
Molecular function (GO): lysophospholipid:sodium symporter activity
Source: RefSeq, a predicted model, not a curated record
UCCAACCGUUUUUCCAACAUUAAUUUUUUCCAUGGAGGAUUUUAGGAACACUUCAAAUAAGGGCUGUGGGUCGUGCAGGCUUACCCUGGCGUGAAGUUUGACAACCAUGUAAAUCUCUCUUGGACAACGUGAUUUAUAUCAAUAUAUUCGGCACUAUUUACGCUCAGAUUUGAAAAUGCUAAUUAGCAUCAAAGUAGACAUGAUGCAAAACUGCAAAUGUCCGCAAGCCAUCUCUGGCUGACACAUUUGCUUACAGGUAUUGAGUCAAUUUAAAACUUGCACAAGACAGUCUACAGAAUUGUCCAUUUAAAGAAAUUUAGCCGAUUUAUUUAUUACAACAUUUAGGUAACAUUAGAUAGUUAAUCCAGAGAUUUUUACCUUUGCCUUGAUUCGGCAGUCUCGUCCGGAGCAUCAUGGCAUUUGUUCUUUAUGAAUACCACAUUAGCAGCUAAUUAGCAUUUAAUUUUUGCGGGUAAAACAGGCGAAUAUAUUAAUAAAAGUCAGCUUGUCCUAGAAUGAUUUACAGGAUUACCAAAUAGUCACCAGGGUAAUCCUACACAAAACAGUCUUUAUUUUUAAGUGUUCCUAAAAUACCCUACGCUAUAGAGGAAAGUAAAUUGUGGAAAAAUGAGUGGAACCAUUUCCCUGUUUGACCGCUAGGUUUUUAUUUAAAAGGUAGCCUAUACCUGCAAAUAAGUGGUCAAUUAAGUCUAUUUGAAAGGGGGGUCAUCUAAAUAUCACAUCUUCUGUUUUGAAUGGGGUAUGUUUCAUGAAGAUUAUCAAGCAAACAUCUACUCCUCGUCUGAUUGGUUAUAGUCAGCAGUGGCCGCAUUACGUUUUCAAAAAAUUGGCAAGAGCUGAACUUUUAGAACCCGCUCUGCUAGCAGCGGUCUUGUCGCCCAUGUUCCCACAAUCCUCCGCACAUUUCACGCGUGCAAUCAUUGAAAAUGAAUGUAUCCAACGUCAAGCCAAGGACACCAGCGUACCAAAUUGAGUGUGGAACUCAGAGCUCAAACGGCUACUUAAGGUACUCGCGCGGUUUCAAGAUUCAGUGAGGAGAAUAGAAACAUCAAAGGCUUUUCAAAUUGAAUCGAUUUAAAACGAUAUGGCAAAAGGAGAGGGCGCGGAGCAAUAUGCCGCGGCAAGUCUAUUACCAACAAAACCAAUAAGUCAAGAUGGAAUCAAAAUUGCCAAGCGGAGGGACAACAAUGGCCGUCUGUCAAUGUGCAGUAAGUUGUGCUAUGCCAUCGGAGGGGCUCCCUACCAGAUCACAGGCAGCGCGCUGGGCUUCUUUCUCCAGAUCUACCUGCUGGAUGUGGCCCAGCUGGACCCAUUAUAUGCCUCUAUCAUCUUGUUUGUGGGCCGGGCCUGGGAUGCAGUGACGGACCCAACGGUGGGCUUCCUGGUUAGUCGGAGCAGAUGGACCAGGUGUGGCCGGAUGAUGCCCUGGAUCCUCAUCUCCACUCCGUUUGCAGUGCUCACCUACUUCCUGAUCUGGUAUGUCCCUCCGGUGGAGCAGGGGAAGGUCCUGUGGUACCUGGUCUUCUACUGCCUCUUCCAGUCUCUGCAGACGUGCUUCCAUGUGCCGUACUCAGCGCUCACCAUGUUUAUCAGCAUGGACCAGAAAGAGAGGGACUCUGCCACUGCCUACCGUAUGACAGUGGAGGUGCUGGGAACAGUGGUUGGCACAGCAAUCCAGGGGCAGAUUGUGGGCGGGGCGAUCGCCCCCUGUCUCCCAGGUGACCUGGAUGUCCUUGACAACGGUAACUCCACACUGAUGGGGUCAGACUUCAACAUCACCCACAUCUCCCUAGAUGAAACGAAACAAGCCUACCUCACCGCCUCAGCAGUCAUCUGUACCAUGUACGUUCUCUGUGCUACAGUCCUGUUCCUGGGAGUCAGAGAGCAGGAAGAGUGUGGGCGUCUGAAGACAGAACCCAUGUCGUUCUUAGAGGGUGUGAGGAUGGUGAUGGGAUAUGGGCCGUAUGUCAAACUGGUCAUGGGAUUCCUCUUCACCUCGCUGGCUUUCAUGCUCCUGGAGGGGAACUUUGCCCUGUUCAUCACCUACACCCUGGGCUUUAGAAAUGACUUCCAGAACAUUCUGCUGGUCAUUAUGCUCUCUGGGACUUUGUCCAUUCCAUUCUGGCAGUGGUUCCUGAUCCGAUUCGGGAAGAAGACUGCCGUCUACAUUGGCAUCACGUGGGCAGUGCCCUUCAUGAUCCUGAUCGUCUGCAUAGAAAGCAGUCUCAUUGUGGCCUAUGUGGUCUCUGUGGCUGCAGGAGUCAGUGUGGCUGCAGCUUUCCUCCUACCUUGGUCAAUGCUUCCAGAUGUGGUGGAUGAUUUCAAAGUGAAGAAUCCAGACUCUAGUGGCCACGAGGCCAUUUUCUACUCCUUCUAUGUCUUCUUCACCAAGUUCGCCUCAGGAAUAUCCCUCGGCAUCUCUACUCUCAGUCUAGACUUUGCCGGCUAUGUGACCAGAGGCUGCUCGCAACCCGACGCAGUGAAUUUAACGCUGAAGGUGCUGGUCUCUCCUGCUCCUGUUGUUCUGAUAUUCCUGGGGCUGUUUAUAUUCAAGACCUACCCCAUCGACGAGGAGAGGAGGCAAGGCAACCGGAAACUACUGCAGGAGAUGCGGGAGAGCGAUCAGGAUUCCGAGACAGAGUCCACAGAGCUUGGGAGCGUUGUAUAGGAGCCCCGGGAGAGAAGGGCGACCAACCAAAAGGCCAACGCUGUCCUGCGUGUUUGCAUUGGCAGGCUGGAGUGAUGAGGCCACUGGGGAGCCUGGACUGAGUUUUGGGUUAAGCUGGACUAACAGAGGAGAAACCACAGACCACACUACUGCUAUAUGAACACAAUGGCCCUGGUCUCCACAGGAUUCCACAGGUUACAGAGACCCCUAGUGGACAUUUUGAGUCAUCGCUCUCUGUAGAGUACCUACUGUACUGUACUGUACUAUGUAUGUGAUUCGUGGUACUGGUUUAUCGGUUUUGUUUGUUUACAUGACAAACAUUAGUUUGGGAUUGUUAAUCAUGCAUUUACCCAUCAAAUUCAAGAUAUUUUUUAAUGAGAUGUUUGUCUACCUGAACCAAGGAUAUUAGGUCAAAGGGUGGGAAAGCUUUCUCUGCACUAAAACAAUACUUUCCAAUCAGCAGGAUGGUCCUCAUAGAGGGAAGAUUCCAGCAUUCAUUUUUUUGGGGCAUAUCAGUAACUGCACUGGAUUUAUAUGGUUAUUUACAACAACAAAAAAUAAAUAAACUAAUUUCAAGAGGAUAGUACUCCUCUUUAGGGA